AAGCAGUAGUUUGAGUGAUGAUUUGGGAGAUGAUGAUCCUAUUGGCUGGUUUGAAGUGGAGGAAGAGUGGGAUGAAGUUGAUGUCAAAAUGCAGCGAUGCAGAAUAUCCCAGUACUUGAUGAUAAAGUUCUUGUGCACAAGACAAGACACAGCAGAACGGCUUGGAGUUCAAGGCCUGAAUGUUCUUGGCUAUCUUCGACCUACGCAAAACGAGCUCGAUAGGAGCAUGAACUGUUUGCAGUGCAGGAAAACUGAUGAUGAUACAGUUUGUGGCACAACUCUUCUCCUGAAGACGCUUCAUUUUAUCCAGCAGCUGGCACAGGACUUGGUUCAACAGAAGGAGAGCAGAUUAAAAUACAAGUCAUUUUUAGAUUUCACAGGCCUUGAUUUGCAGCUGUUCUGGAAUUUUUACAAUAAACUUCACCAAAACCCAAGGGAAGAAUGCGUCUUUGCUCAAACACUGCUAUUGCAGCUUCUUCAGAGGUGCUUCUCUGUACUUACUGGAGACAAUAAAACUGCUAAACCUCAAGAAACUUCUCAGAGCAAAACAUCUGGUCACGCAGAAGCUGCAGAAGAGCUUUAUAGACAUUUGUGUGAAGUAGUGGAUAUGGGGGACAGUAACUUCAUGCCAAUGAAAAUGCUAAAAGAGGAAGUUAAGAACACCCUACUCAGUGGAGCAGCAAUCUUUUUCCCAGAUAGACAAACCAGGCGACAUCAGCUCUUCACUAUGAUGAAAAACAUCACAGAGCAAGAACAUAAGCAAUCUGUGCAUCUAGCCUUCAGAUCCUUGUGUACCCACUUCAGUGAUCAAGAUCCAGGUGGACUCCUAUUAUUACCAGAGAAAGGAGUUUCUACAAAUUUUGACAUAAGUGAAGUGCUAUCAGUCAUGGAUACCCUUCUGCUAGUGGCGGCAAGAGAGUGUGAAAUGAUGAUGCUGGAUGUUGCACAGCAAGAGAGUGCCACAGUCUUGUCUUCCUUAUUCUGGUCUGUUCAAGGUAGCCUCCUUUCAUGGUGCUACCUGCAACUUAAGGGUAGCGAUAAUUCAGCCAAGGAUCUUGCUGUAGAAAUACUUAAAAACUAUGUGGGCCAGUUCCUGUCAAAUAUCAGAACGAUUUUGCAGUCACUUUUAUCUCAAUAUAGUGGCAAAAGAGUAGUAGAAAAAAUAAGUAACUCUGUCUUUGCUAUGGCAACUCGUCAGCUGGUCAUCUUCUUGUUGGAUUUUUGCGCUUUAGACAUUCCAUACUGUACUCUACUACGGGGAUUCAGCACUUUGAUAGAACCACUGAAAAGCCUUUGUAGUGAACCUCAUAAG
This is a messenger RNA of Tauraco erythrolophus (red-crested turaco), 1312 nucleotides long. The record is from RefSeq and is a predicted model, not a curated record. NCBI's taxonomy places the organism in Eukaryota, Metazoa, Chordata, Aves, Musophagiformes, Musophagidae.